Paramecium sonneborni is the source of this 204-nucleotide messenger RNA. The record is from the annotation of a GenBank genome assembly. NCBI's taxonomy places the organism in Eukaryota, Ciliophora, Oligohymenophorea, Peniculida, Parameciidae.
AUGACUAAGCUCAAUAAAAUACUAAAUUAAUUUUAAAUUAUCUCAGGAAUUGGAUCUUUUAAUGAGUUUGCUAUUAAUUUCAAUGGAAUUAAGGAUAAAUAUUAAUUUAUUAACUUUAAUACUAAAGAAUUCGAUAAUCAAUAUCCAGAUACAAAACAUAACUUAAGUUAAUUGCAUCAUUCUCAUCAUUUGAAUCUAAUCUGA